This is a messenger RNA of Rosa rugosa (rugosa rose), 4034 nucleotides long. Its product is annotated as BTB/POZ domain-containing protein At5g47800. The record is from RefSeq and is a predicted model, not a curated record. Lineage: Eukaryota; Viridiplantae; Streptophyta; Magnoliopsida; Rosales; Rosaceae. Bases 1982 to 3871 code for a protein of 629 amino acids. The transcript is spliced from 6 exons.
CAGGCUUAAUUUAUUAUUCGAUCUGCAGUUCUGGAAUAGUGGGAUUGCUGUUAACUAGAAUUCUGUUACCCUAUAUACGCAAGAGAGAGAUUGACGUGAUGAUAUUUGAAUUUCAUAGGAACAUUCAGCUUAACUUGCAUACAUGUUGUAAUUGGUAAAUAACCCCAACAAAGUAAUUAACUAAUUCAAAAGCUUGAUCAUGGUGGCUUGGCCUUUUGUUCUGUAUAUUACAGAUGAAAUUGUGAAAGAAAGAUUCUGCCCUUACUUUGGUAGCCAGCUAGAGGUUAAAUAUAUCAUGUCUAAACAUACUGUGAGCUAGACAUGCUUUUUCUUACAUAUACAUAAAAAUCCAGUAAAUCAGCCAAACAGUGGAAGAAAAGAAAAUUCCAAUAGAAUAAUAUGGACAAAAGGAAAUGAACAAAACCUUCUGAAGGUUAUGCAGGGGUUCCUUUAUAAAUGUCAAAAGAGGGUGCCGCCUAAAAUAGCUAAAGAGAGAGCAUGUUGGUGAUCAAAUGGCCUCCAAUUAAUAAUUUUCCCAACUCCAGAUCGAAUUCAAAGAUAUGUAUGUAUUUAGGUCGCACUUGUACUCAUACAUGACCAUCUACAUAUACAAUGUUCGUACGUGUGUAUUACUUGAUUCAUGAUGAGCAAGGCUGACCUAAUUCACUUUGAUAUGGCUACUUUUUCUUUUAUAUAUGAUGUGGGAUCUAGCUAGUAAAGUUGAUACCUUUAAAAAAAAGGUGUGUUGCAAGGCUUAUGCUGCUUAAUUACAUUAGAGUUGAUAUAUAUACGACUAUGCAUGGGUGCUGUGUUUCUUUACCACCACUUGUCUGGGAAAGCACAGACCACAGUAGCCUAAGCUCAGGUCUUCUACCAAUCAGUGCUGAUAAUUAACAUUAAAAGGCUUCUGGCAGCUGACAUGAUGAUCAUGAUCGAUAUGAUCAUAUCCUCAAUUCAAGCUAGUACUAUUCUUUCCAUUUCCAUUUGUCCCUUUUUCUUAGCUUAUACAAUAUUAUCCUUUUUAUUCAUGUGUUAUAUAAAUGUUCUUUUGUCCACUUAAUAUUAAUCUGAAUACAACGUACCCCAUUAUAGGUCGACCAUGAUUUUUUUAUGGCACUUCAUUGUCAACAGAUGAGCGCUAUGUUUUAAGAUCAAUGAUAUCCAUGCAUGGUUCAAUCACCUGCAAAUUGAUCAUCUGCUUUGAUUCAGAUAUUCAUCUGAUCUGUUGGUUUGAAUCAUUUAAUCAAUACUAUUAGUCAUUCAGUCCAACUAGUAGUACUGAUGAUGAACUCAUGCAUGAAGUCAUGAUCAGUUCAUCUCAGUUCAUCAUGUCAUUGAUUAGCCAAUUAAUAUAAAUUAACUUAAGGAUGGUAAGUCAACAAUGCUUGCUUGCUGGUUCUUGACUAGUAACGUACGUUUUUGGAGGGGUCAGUGAGUCAGUGACUUGACUAAUUGGCAGGAUCGAUAUAAAUGAGUCUCAACCACUUGAGUUAACUUUUCAGUAACGUCCAAAUAAGAUUUAAUUGAGCUGCUUCAUCAACUAGACGCCCUUCACCCUUUGUAUAUAUACAUUUGAUCUCAUCUUUCAUCAUCUCUCACAGUAAUUCUGUUCACCUCGCAAAGAUCGAAUUGCUGCAGUUUAUACUUCCACACUUACUCUCUUUAAUUUCCUCGAUAUCAAUUAUUAUUUAGAAACUCCAUCUCCUCGUAGCUAGCUAGCUUGCUGUAUAACAUAAAGGGGUGGCUUGCCGCUGCUAGUCUUGCAGGAACAAGAUAGAUGGUGGUGGUCCACAAGUCUCGACUGAACCUUAGUCCUUAGAUUUCAGGGUUUAAGGUGAUCGAUUAGGCUGUCUGAAUCUUUUUCGGAAUUUAGAAAUCAACCAAACAGCUCGCAUGCUGCACCAGUUUUCAGAUUUGAUGGGACAAGUGCUGCUUUGAUCAUUGGUUAAGAAUAUAUAUACAUAUACCAAUACAUUUGAAGAUGAAGUUUAUGAAAAUUGGGACCAAGCCGGAUACCUUCUACACUGAACGAGCUACCAGGUCUGUAGUUUCAGAUGUACCCAGCGACCUUCUCAUACAAAUCAACAACAUCAGUUAUGUUCUCCAUAAGCUGCAGUUUCCAUUGCUUCCAAAAUGCGGUCUAUUACAACGGCUUUGCUGUGAUUCUGGUGAUCUGGAAAAAAUGAACAUAGAGCUUCACGACAUUCCAGGAGGCGAAGAAGCUUUUGAACUGUGUGCUAAGUUCUGUUAUGGAAUUAAAAUAAAACUCAGUGCCUAUAACUUUUUACCUGCAUAUUGUGCUGCUAAAUUCCUUGAAAUGACUGAAUCUGUAGACAAGGGAAAUUUUGUCCUAAAACUCGAGGCUUUCCUCAAUUCAUGCAUUCUCGAAGGUUGGAAAGACUCCAUCGUCACACUACAAACUACUGUUAAGUUGCCUGACUGGUCUGAGAAUCUUGGAAUCAUCAGAAAGUGCAUCGAUUCAAUUGUUGAAAAAAUCCUUACACCCCCACCACAGGUGACAUGGUCAUACACUUAUACCAGACCUGGUUACAACAAAAAGCAUCAUCAUUCUGUCCCCAAGGAUUGGUGGACAGAGGAUAUAUCAGACCUUGAUAUAGACCUGUUUCGGUGUAUAGUUACUGCUGUUAGAUCAACCUAUAUGCUGCCACCACAGCUCAUUGGGGAGGCUUUGCACGUCUAUGCUUGCCGUUGGCUACCAGACACCACAAACAUUAGACCUCCUCCGGAUCAAAAUAGCGAUUAUAAUCAUGAUGAAACAUUAAUGGAAAAGAAUCGAAGGAUUGUUGAUACCAUUGCUAGUAUGAUUCCUGGAGAUAAGGGAUCGGUUUCAGUUGGUUUCUUGCUAAGGCUUCUUGUUAUUGCAAGUUAUCUAGGAGGAGUGUCUCCGGUGACAAAGAGAGAACUCUUGAGGAGAUCCAGUCUACAACUUGAAGAGGCAACCGUGAAUGACCUGCUUUUUCCUUCACACUCACCCACUGACCCUGAAUUUUAUGAUAUUGACUUAGUGUUGGCACUCUUGCAAAGUUUCUUGGUGAUAUGGAGAAGACAAUCCCCUGCAGCAGCUGCAGAAAACAGCCACCACUUUUUCAGGACAGUAAGAAAGGUUGGGAAGAUCAUUGAUUCUUACCUUCAAGUCGUUGCAAGGGAUGCCAACAUGCCAGUAUCAAAAGUGGCAACUCUUGCUGAAGCUUUGCCAGAUAUGGCUAGGGAAGACCAUGAUGACAUCUACAAGGCUAUUAACAUUUAUUUAAAGCAGGAGCACUCUGAUCUGAGCAAGGCAGAUAAGAAGCGCUUGUGCCGCAUUUUAGACUGCCAGAAGUUGUCGCCAGAGGUACGUGCUCAUGCUGUCAAAAAUGAGAGGCUACCAUUGAGGAUUGUUGUGCAAGUCCUCUUCUUUGAGCAAGAGAGAGGUUCCAACUCUAAGGCAGCAGCGACAUCUCAUAGACUACCGGGCCAGCUGGAGCAACUUUACAGCUCAGGAAAACAAACAUCAACUACCAGCAGGGGUGAAGAUCAUGCAGCUAAGCAAAGAUUGGGUGGAGAUGAUGAAAAACUCAGUAGGGGGGAGGGCACGAGAAGAACCAAUAAUGCCGUUUCUGAAACCACGAAUGCUACUGGAAAGAGAGAUAUUUAUGAGCAAAGGAAAAGAUCAGAAGCAAAGUCUGCAGUGGAAUUCACGGAAAGAAGGGCCUUGAAUAGGGGUGAAAUACAAGUGGAAGAAGUAAAUAUGGGAAGAGAAAUCAGGGAGCUGGGAAUAUUAUCAGCUGGGAGCAAGUUGGACGCCAGCAAGAUGAUACACAAGGGAAGUAGAUCAUCAGAGCAUGGCCGCGACAAAGCCAAAGACAGAUAGCAAACUAAAUAUAUGUAUCAACAUUCAUCCUUCUUCCCUUUCUUAUUUUGCACAUGUACAUGAAUUUAAGUUUUUUGUUUUGGAAAAUUCUGGAGUUCUGAACAAUGUUGUGCGCCCUAUUCAAUAUAGUAUUGCGUCAGUAAUGCUGUGGAAAUUCAAAGCA